This is a messenger RNA of Panicum hallii, 1172 nucleotides long. RefSeq lists its product as uncharacterized. The transcript has a single exon. Bases 243 to 626 code for a protein of 127 amino acids. The record is from RefSeq and is a predicted model, not a curated record. NCBI's taxonomy places the organism in Eukaryota, Viridiplantae, Streptophyta, Magnoliopsida, Poales, Poaceae.
ACCUUCGCCCACCUGUAAAGCUUCAUGCCCACCCUCCUCCUGGCCCGCUGCUCAGCCGCCUUAUCCUGAAUUCCUGAUCGCAGCUAUUAAGCACAGCUCGACCUCACGUACAGGAGUAUAAAAACACGGCCUAAACAGAGGGUAGCCAAGCGCAACGUCAAAAGAUUCACGAGCUCGAUCGAUCGCAGAGCUCAAACGCUAGCUCCAGCUCCGGCGAAAAACCAAGAAGCCCGGCGGGCGGCAUGCCGUGGUUCCCAGCGGUGCCACCGGCGCUGGCGGCGGCCGACGGGGGCCGGAUCAAGAAGCGCGCGGGGCUCCCGAAGCUGCUGCACAAGCUCUUCAUCAAGGUGCUCCGCCUCCGCCCGGCGUCGGCGGCGGAGGAGUUCUACGACUACCGGAUGGCGGGCGCCGGCGACGAGGAGUACUGCUACUACUACAGCUACGGCGGCGCGGGCGCGUCGUGGGCCGGCGUGCUCUCCUCCAUCCCGGAGGAGGACGACAGCUCCGAGGAGGGCACGCCCGACGUCUCCCCCGGCCCCGCGGUGCUCCGCAAGGCCAAGUCGGAGCGCUUCGUCGUCGGCCCGCCCGACGCCGCCACCGUUGUGCGCGUCGAGGUCCUCCUCUAGGCUCGGAGCCGGCUCGCUGGCUGGCUCAGCUCUCUUCCGCGUCCUCUUGCCUUCGUGUCGUUCUAAAGGGCGCCCGUAUGAGGGGCCCCCGGCCGUUCGAUCCUGAUCCAACGAUGGGUUUUUGAAGGGCCAGCAGCUCCAGCCAACGCCCAGACACACUCGGAACUCCUAGACGUACGGUCCCAACCAUCUCAAAGUUGAUCGGACGGCUCCAAAUCAAAGGCGCGAUAGUAUCUUGGCGCCUAAUGUACAGUGAGAGAGAGAUUUUGUGCCAUCAUAGACACAUGGUGUCAUUUUUGGGGAGCACAAGUUGCUGCCUUGUUUUGACAUCACUAGUGAUGUGGGUGCUUAUGUUUAUCCCACAUUAGUGGACGCUGUAACUUAGCUGGGCGGCUCUUGCUCGCAUGUUGUUGCACCCUUUUCGGGGGGUUUUCUUGUUUGCGUGUGAUUGAGGUCAGAAGCCUAUUGAUCCAGCUCUGAAUUUGCUUUUACUGGCAAAGCAGGCCUUCGCGUGUAAACAAGUUGUUAAGGAAACUUUUUUAUCCA